GUUGCCCAUCAUGAUCCCAAGUCCCGAGCAGUUUACGCUUCACAUCUGCACCUUCCUGGCCACGACUGGUCUGGUUGGCUUGGCGACAUGGGUUCUCUGCACACGCGUAAUGACGGAGAGCAAGAAUACAGGCGCUGCCGAUGACUUCUUCGCAGGUGGCCGAUCACUGAAAUGGUACGUGGUCGCUGGUUCGUUGAUGCUCACGAACCUCUCCACUGAGCAGUUAGUGGGCCUGAACGGCAAUGUCUACAAAGACCGAAACCUGGCCGGUAUUUGGUUCGAGGCCGGUGCAGCCAUAGCGAUGGUGCUGACCGCCACCGUUUUCUUGCCACGAUACAUGGCGUUGGGGCUGACAACCACUUCGGCCUACCUCGGUGAGCGUUUCGACCUUUGCACCCGCACGAUGGGAUCUGUCCUUUUCCUCGUUUUCUACGUGUUUCUGGUGUGCCCUUUUGCUCUCUACACUGGCUCUUUGGCCAUGCGUAACAUCUUCGAGCUCCACAGCAUUCCACUCUGGGCGGUCAGCGCGGUGAUUGGCUCUCUGGGGGCCUGCUAUGCCCUCUUCGGAGGCCUCAAGGCAGUGGCAGUGUCCGAUUGCUUGAACGGCAUCGGCCUGCUCAUCGUCGGGGUUUGGGUGCCUGCGGCGGCGCUGUAUCAACUUGGAGGAGUUUCCGAGCUCUUUGAGCAUCCGGACGAUCUGAAACCGCUUGCUGAGCAUAGCAUUUCAGCGCCCUGGCAUGUGAACUUCACUGGGCUCUUCCUGAUGAAUAUCUACUAUUGGUCCACGAACCAGGUCAUCGUCCAACGAGCUCUUGCAGCCAAGACACUCGCUGAUGGACAGAAAGGUGUGCUUUUCGCCGCUGCGAUGAAGGUGGUCGGCUUCGUUUUCCUUUGCCUGCCAGGAGUCAUCGGCCUGGCCCUCGUCCGCAGUGGCGCCACGAUUGGUGGGAAGGUCUUCACCGUCCCCCAUGACGAUGAGGUUUAUCCAGAGUUGGUGAAAGCGGUGAUGCCGUUGUGGUCGCUGGGAUUCUUUGCAGCUGUGCUGGUCGGCAGCGUUCUCUCCAGCUUCAACUCAGCGCUCAAUUCUGCUGCGACCCUGUUCGGCCUGGAAAUCUACAAGGUUUACAUCAACAAGGAUGCGAGUGAUAAGCGGAUCGUCUUCGUGUCGACUCUGUUUGGUGGCCUGAUGACGUUGGCUUCUUUCGUCAUCGCACCGCUCUUUGAGCACAUCGACGGAAUCUUCUCCUUCCAGCAGCAUGUAAAUACUGUUCUUUCCUUGCCGCUUGUCUCCAUCUUUUUUGUCGGCAUCGCCACGUCGCUGCCGGAUGCCUUUGCUGCGAAAGUUGGCUUCGCCGUGGGUGUCGUCGCCAUUGCGGCGGGCCAGUUCGUCCCUGAGCCGUACCUACACUUCUUCCAUGUCUACUUCGUGGCUUUCGUGCUUGCUGUCAGCUCUGUCUUCAUCGCCACCUAUAUCCCUUGUCUGCGGCGAAUGUGCGGCCGAAUCGGCCGACCGAUUUCUUAUGUGCAGCGCACGGACAAGGCUGUCGUUGAUCUUGUGAGAUGGAGGCCAACGUACCUUUUAGUCGCAGGCCUCAUGGUCGUUCUGGCCACCUUGAUCGUCUCCUUGCAGAUCGGCUCUGAGGAGCUCUUCUACUCCUUCUGGGUACUAUGGCUGGCGGUGCUGUCUACGCUGCUGUUCUGGACUGCUGCCAGCACACCGGCGCAAAAGAAGGCCGACCUUGGGCGUCAGGCAACAGAGAUGCCAGAGAACCCGAUGGAGGCAGAUGACACAGUCGUGGGAGCGGAGUAUAUCAAGGGCGUCGUCGAGCAGCAGAACUUAUAG
Symbiodinium sp. CCMP2592 is the source of this 1843-nucleotide messenger RNA. Lineage: Eukaryota; Dinophyceae; Suessiales; Symbiodiniaceae. The record is from the annotation of a GenBank genome assembly.